UUUUUUGUUCCGUUCCCCUUGGUGAUUUUUCAAGAUGACGAAAUCACGUAAGUCGCGGGAGAUUCUAACGUCAGUACGUAAGUACGUAAGAAUUAGUGUUUUUCUAGAAAUGCCAAACGGGACAUAAAUUAACCCGUUUUACAGACAUACACUAUAUGGACAUGUCUUAUCAUGAAUUAUAUAAUAGUUUAACAUUUGUAUUUGCUCAUCGAUUCAUUUAUUUACACAUUUUGAUUUCCUACAAUGAAUGCUACUCAUCUCUCGAUAAAAAAUGUGUGUGUACACAGAAUUUUUAUCUGUGAGCUUGGUUGUCACAUUAAUGCUGUCACGAUAAUUCCCACAUAUUCUCAAGUAGUUCUAUCUGCACUAAAACCAUCCACCGGGAAAUGUAGUGGUACUAGGACCCAGGGCUUGCCUGACCGUGGAAUGGCCUAUCCCGGCAGUAAAUAUAGCCUUCAUUAGGGCAAAGUCAGGAAAAGGCUCGAGCUGACUGGCAGAACACCCCCUUGACAAGUCCUGCCUGAAGAAUAGUCAGUCACUACUCUAAACCAAGAGUGUGUGUGCUUCAUAGAGAGGGCAAGGGCAUUGAUGGAAUAAGUGAGUGUGAUUGUUGGUACAAGGUUUAUAGUAUCCUUGAUGUUUAUAAUAGUAAUUGUACUGUUUUUGCUUUAGGUAGGUAUUGCAUGUGUAUGAAUGUAUGCACUUGUGUUUAUUGAUCUGCCACAGUGUAAAAUGUUAUUGUGUGUUAAAAUUAUAUUGUUAAUUGUUUGUGAAUGAAUGUGUAUGAACAUAGAGAGAGGGGGCAGAAGAUCAGGUUUCCUGUAGGUGUGUGUGAUUGAAUGUAACACGAUAAUUUCAGCUAGGGGCAGUGCACAUUUCUGUUAAAGUACCACAGUCCUACAGUACAAGAUGCUUCAGCUGUGCAAGGUCACCAAAGCCCUGUUCAUAAGCAACGCACGCUCAGCCUGCAGUGACGACCUCAUCCAGCAGGAGGCGGUGACACUGUGUAUCAACGUCACCCGCCAACAGCCCUUUCCAGCAUCUCAUGUGGCCGUGCUACGCAUCCCUGUAUAUGACGACCCUAACGAAGACCUGUACAGCUACUUUGAUGCCUGCGCAGACCGCAUCGCAGAUGAGGCAGCGAGGGGAGGGCACAGCGUCGUCUACUGCAAGAACGGACGCAGCCGCUCCGCCACCAUUUGUUUAGCAUACCUCAUGAAGCACCGGCAGCUCUCAUUGGCUGAUGCCUUUAAGAAAGUGAAGACCUCUCGCUCAGAAGUAGAGCCCAACUCAGGGUUCUGGGCCCAGCUGGAAAGGUAUGAGCAAGAGCUGAAAAAGAGACGUGGGGAGGCAGGCACAAUGCCAGCCUGAAGGAUCCUCUACCUCUCAACACUGUUGAAACCAGAAUGCACCUUUAAACCAUCCAGAACCUGGGAAAUAUAGGUGGAGUAAAUGCUAAGCCUCUGUGGUAACUUGCACCCUAUAGUAUCUCGCAUCUUACACCGCUAUGCCUUCAAUCGAAAAACAUUAACAACACAGAAUAUAUGUUUUAUUUAAAUAUCUGUACAUCAGCCCUCUAUUGUGUGGCCAGUUCCCUGCCCUGCAAGGAGUUAUUUCCCAUAAGGGGUUCUUUUCCACUUUUUUGUUUUCUUUUUGUUUUUCCGUUCUGUGCAUAGCCUGGACACAAAUAUUUGCUAUAGAUGUAAGCCGCGAGUGCAGUCUGUAAACUGGUACCAAGCAUCUGCUGAACCUUAUAUUUUACUGCAGGGCUGUCCAACCUUCUGUAAGUUUCCCUCCAAACAACAUUGUUUUUGCAUCAAAUAUGAUUUCAUUUGACAAACAGCUAAUUAUUCAAAUCAGUUGUGUUGGAUUAGGGUUGGAAUGAAAAAAAUGAAAACCUACCGGACUGUAGCUUCCCAGGUACUGGGCAGCCCUUGUCUACUCUGUAAAAUUGAAAGAAAUUGCAGUGCCACUUUAUACCUCCAGAGAGAAACAUUUCCUCACUAAAAGAUGCAUCUAUUCAAAAACAACAGAUGAAACAAAAAAAUACCACUGGGGUUGCUUUUGGGGGAGUAAACAUGUGUACAUUGUCAAAGAAAAAAAAAAAGUACUUAAAAAAUUAA
Messenger RNA from Osmerus eperlanus (European smelt), 2123 nucleotides. It is a transcript of the gene dusp28, whose product is annotated as dual specificity phosphatase 28. Bases 910 to 1371 code for a protein of 153 amino acids. Gene Ontology annotation, molecular function: MAP kinase tyrosine/serine/threonine phosphatase activity. Gene Ontology annotation, cellular component: cytoplasm. The transcript has 2 exons. Lineage: Eukaryota; Metazoa; Chordata; Actinopteri; Osmeriformes; Osmeridae. The record is from RefSeq and is a predicted model, not a curated record. Gene Ontology annotation, biological process: protein dephosphorylation.